AUGAAAUGUAAAUCGCCCUACUUUGGCUUCGCCGCUUGCCUGCAAACGUCGGUCGCGGCCAACGCAGCAUGUCGAGACAAAAAGAAACGGGACGAUGCCCAUCACAGCCGCCGCAGCCUACAGGCGUGCAGGCGCAUCUUCGCCCUCUCUUCCCUUGCCCCCAGCGUCGAUGCAGGGAGCGUUUGCCUUCGACGUGCACCUCAAGCUCCAGCCUCCAACCUCGCAGUGUCCAACCCCAAGGCCUGGUGCACCAAGCUUAUUAUGGGAAUCCGGAUGCCCUCUUUGCCGUCAUCGCCAUGUCACUGCCUGCGUUGCUCGCGCCCUGCGGUUACUGCGUCCGCGCUGACUCUUGAGUAUCGAUCGACACAACGGCCAACGGCCCAUGCUUCGGAAUCCUCGUCCCCGGUUGAUGUCAUUUCCUGCAACCAACCUCCUGGAACCCGCCCGAUAGCAGUCCCAGAAGCGACAAAAGGCGGCAUCACAAGCGAGGCGGCGAGGGGCAAGACAAGAACGCCAAACCCCAGCACCCUCUCCAACCCCAGCCGGCAUCCUGGGAUUCGACAACCCAUCAGAGAGUUCCCACUUUGCCUCGCGCUUCUGCCCACCUCUUCUUUCCUCUCACGCUUCGCCUAG
Colletotrichum orchidophilum is the source of this 633-nucleotide messenger RNA. RefSeq lists its product as uncharacterized. The record is from RefSeq and is a predicted model, not a curated record. NCBI's taxonomy places the organism in Eukaryota, Fungi, Ascomycota, Sordariomycetes, Glomerellales, Glomerellaceae. The coding region runs from base 1 to 633 and encodes 210 amino acids. The transcript has a single exon.